CCAAAUUCCGGGACUAGUCACUCAAAGAGCCAAUGAAAGUAAUCAGCAGUUCAAACCGGGGCGUAGCAGCUUGCGGCUGGGCGAGGAAACAAAAGAAACUAUAAAAAAAGCCUUCCGGGACACAUUGAUUUCCAUUUCAACCGGCGCGGGCGCUUUUUUUGUAUUUUUAGUAACCACAUCUGUAAAUAUUUUUAUUUUUUAUUUUAGCAUUUAUUUUUAAUCUAUUUAAAUACUUUCUUUUGAAAAUAGUUUAACAAUGACCAGUAGCACAUCAUUACUGGUUACCGAGGAGACGGAGCCUGAGCUCCCGCCGCUAGUAGAAAGGCUUGAAGACUUGGGCCUCGAUGAGCACGGCCCGCAGGAAGCCCCGAUCGCUGCGGUACAUCAACAUCACCAGGCGGCCCAGUUCAGUUUGCUCGGGACCGUGCUGGACCUGCAGCCGCAGUCGCGACAUCAGCAGCAGGACGAGGAAGUAGAACUAGAAGUGGAGGAAUUAGACGAGACAGAAUCAAACACGCUCCUCACACAGGCCCAGAUACCAUGUUUGGGCUCUGUUAUGCUGCCCGGGUUGGAGGCCCCAGAGACGAUCAUGCUGUACACCGGCGGCGUGGAGGAUCCCCAGCAGCAGCAGGUCCCCGGGAUGAUAAUGAUACUUCCGCCGGGUUACGGAGAGCAUGGUUUCGAGGGCGAUCAUCCUUCUGUCAUGCGGAGGAAGAGCGUCAAUACCACGGAGUGUGUGGAGGUGCCGACCUCCGAGCACGUAGCAGAGAUAGUUGGCAGACAGGGUUGUAAAAUCAAGGCGUUGCGGGCCAAGACCAACACGUACAUCAAGACACCGGUGCGAGGGGAUGAGCCAGUCUUUGUGGUGACAGGGAGGAAAGAGGAUGUUGCCAUGGCUAAGAGGGAGAUCUUGUCCGCAGCGGAGCAUUUCUCUAUGAUCCGAGCAUCUCGCAACAAGAUGGGCCCAUUGACCGGAGGACUCCCCGGUGCCCCCAACCUGCCUGGCCAGAACACCAUCCAGGUGCGUGUGCCUUAUCGGGUCGUGGGCUUGGUGGUGGGUCCCAAAGGUGCCACGAUCAAGCGUAUCCAACAGCAGACGCACACCUAUAUCGUGACCCCCAGCCGAGACAAGGAGCCAGUGUUCGAGGUGACGGGCAUGCCAGAGAAUGUGGACCGGGCACGUGAGGAGAUUGAGGCGCACAUUGCCAUGCGAACCGGCAGUUAUGUCGAGAUGACUGGGGAGGAGAACGACUUCCACUAUAAUGGCACUGAUGUUGGCUUCGAGGGGGGGCCUGGUGGUGGUGGAGCUUGGCUGAACAACCGUGCCCCGUCAGGUGGAGGACCCAGUGGCACCCGCAUGAUCUCCAACUACCGCAACGACAGCUCCAGCUCCCUGGGGAGCGGCUCCACCGAUUCCUACUUUGGGGGCAGCCGCAUGGCAGACUUCAGUCCCACCAGCCCCUUCAACGCUGGCAGCAGCUUCUGGUUUGGGGAGUCCUUGCUGCCCCUGGGCUCUGAAGACCUGGGAGGAGUGGAGUCUCCUGGCUUUGAUUCCUUGACAGCGCCACCUCCUCCACCGCAGCAGCAGGUCAUCUGGAGCCCCUUUGAGCACGGGAACCCCGUCUUAGGGCUUGAAGGGAAAAACCAACAGCGGGAUAGCCAACCCAGCACCCCACGCCUCUCGCCCACCUUCUCUGACAGCCAGGAGCACCACCGGAUGUACAUCCAGGCCUUCUCCUCCUCCAGUGAGAGCUCCACCUCCAGCUCGCCCCCCGACUCUGCCAGCUCAGCAGGGCUGUGUCAGGGCAAACGGGACUGCAUCAGGUGCUUCGAGAGCGAAGUGAUUGCUGCUCUAGUGCCCUGUGGCCACAACUUGUUCUGCAUGGAGUGUGCCAACCGCAUCUGUGAGAACAGAGAGCCUUUGUGCCCAGUGUGCCAGGCCCCUGUCACGCAGGCCAUCAGGAUCUUAAGCAUGUGAAAUCCCAGUGAGUUAGUUUGUGAGCAAGAUUGAUGGAUACAGAGGCAUUUGAGUGGGUGAUGGGGCGAGCAUAUGGAAUCUGUUGGUACCGUCUUGUGUUUUGCAUUUUUAUUUUUUGACUUAAUCAUUAGGCAAAAAAAAAAAGGUUAGGAUUAGGCUUAAGUUGUUGGUCAUAUAGCAUGCAUACACAGGGUGUUUCAAAAGCACUGUACCAUAAUAGUUUUGUUUCUUUUGUCCUGUUGCAGGUGAGACUAUAAUGUACCACGAUGGCACAGUAUACACUGCAGUGGGUCAGGGCUUUUGAAACACCCUGUAAUAUAAAUUUGUACUUUUUUUUUUUUCCCUGAAUAGCUGCUAAAUUGAGAAUAAACUACAUGUUCUAUUGGCCCCCAGCCUCUUCCAGGGAUGCCAAUUGUAAAAGGGAGAAAGUGGCGCUUAUUUUAUAUAUAUAUAUAUAUAUAUAUAUAUAUAUAUAUAUAUAUAUAUAUAUAUAUAUAUAUAUAUAUAUAUAUAUAUAUAUUAUAUAUAUAUAUAUACACAUAAAAAAAAGGUCAUGCGCUUAUGUAUCCGAUUUUAAAACCCUAUGGUAUAUAAUCUGCAGACCAUUAGUAGUUGGUCUGGGUUGGAACUCUACUCCAAAAAUAAAGCCACACCUCUUAACAGUACUGCCAUGCUAUGUAACCUUUUUUGCAGUUUACAACAACUUGUGCCUAAUUCCGCUGUUAACAAUAUUUCUGUUUUAAAGAAUUCAUGUUUGCUUGGGAAGGGGGUUUACAGUGGAGCGAGGAUAACCGUUACUACAGAUCAGUCCAUUUAGAGUGAAGGUAUUAAUGUUUUACAGAAGAAACUUGGGAGCGUCCUUUGGACAGUCAGUGUAAGAUCAAAGGAUCAAGAAAUCAGUCUGUUUUAACCUUGAUUGUUCAAGUACACCCAACCAGAGCUUUUAAACAUGGGGAAGUCCACUGGUCCAUCACACAAAGGCAUUUGUGCAAACUUUGGUUGAUUUAAUGAGGCUGUUCAAACAUUCCAUUUAAUAUUACAUUUUCUUUUAGAAUAAGUGGUUUGAAUUCUGGAGAGUCUUGUUUUCCUCCCUUUUCUUAUGAUGUUUGUGUGCAAAGCUCCCUGAAAAGAGAUCACCCCCCAGCCUCCCCUUUUUAAAAAACAACAAACAACAAAACACCGAAGCUGUUGUCACAAUUAGGCUCUCAAUCACAGUCUGUUUUCUUGCAUAUAUAUUUUUUGAAAAUGUGAAUUUUGAAAAUGUGAAUGAGUAUUUUAGCUGAUGCCUCCCCCACCUUCUCCCCCUUUCCUGUAGUAUAAUGCAUCAGUGGUUUUGAGUUGCAGGUGAAGUUUUGACAGGCUGUUUUUCCAAGUCCCAGCUUUGUUUUAAAGUUUAAGUAGCAGUGUUGCCAAUCUUCAUGUAGCACACCAGGGGAGCUUAUUUCUCUGUGAUGGUUUGCAGUCUGUCCUGGAAGAGAAGAGGAGGCUGGUGGUUAAAACUAGUUUUCUGAUUGGCUGUGCGUGCAGCUAGUCCAGACACUGCUCUCCUGUUAGUACAAUCCUCAGCCAGUUACAGUUUGUAACCACAUCGGACAAACUUACUUAGGAGCCCAAUGGACUUUCCUGCAAUAAUUGUUCAACAGCAAUUCUUUCCAAACCCCCCCAAAAAAAAAAAACACUUAAUUGGUUGUGAUUCAC
Acipenser ruthenus (sterlet) is the source of this 3676-nucleotide messenger RNA. RefSeq names its product RNA-binding E3 ubiquitin-protein ligase MEX3C-like. Bases 257 to 1978 code for a protein of 573 amino acids. Lineage: Eukaryota; Metazoa; Chordata; Actinopteri; Acipenseriformes; Acipenseridae. The transcript has 2 exons. The record is from RefSeq and is a predicted model, not a curated record. Gene Ontology annotation, molecular function: RNA binding.